GUUGCCGUCCGUCAGUCAUUCAGUGAGGCUACAAGCGUGCAGAAUGGUGGUUUAAGUGCUGUGCUGCCGCCGAGUGAAGACGUGUUGUUGGUUGUGUGUUGUAAAGAAAAAAAAAGCCUCAACGACGACGGUUUUAUCUGCAUCACACUCUUCCAAAGAGAGAGAUUACAAAUUUAUAUUGUUGAGAAUUUCUAUUGAAGAGCAUAAACGACAUAGAGUCAAGACCUAUAUUCAUCUCUGGACACUCAUCAUCGGAACAUUAAUUCCUCACUUUGGGGCUGCACUCGCUCAAAUCAUCGAGGGCCAACAACAGCCAACAUUGAGAGCAUCACUAAAUUGAAUGGAACAUCAAGGAUUUGGUGGAGUUUAAAAAGUUAUAUUGUGUUGAGUGAGUGAAUAAUAUUUCUUCAAGCAGUGAUUAUAGUGAGAAAUUGUCUAUAAAUACGUAAUAUUAUCUCAGAGCUCUCGCAUGACUAUUAAAAUACAGAAAUAACAGCCAUUGAACUGAUACCCUCAUAAUAUUGUGUUAGUUCAUUCAGUAUGAGAUAAUCACAAAGCCACGUUCUGUGAGAAGAAAAAAAUAAGACUGAAAAUCCUGGAUAUUGCCCCAUUUGCCCCUUCUAAGCGAAAAAUUCCGUGCAUUGUGUGAUAAACUACAUACAUACAUAGCAGAAGAAGUUGGUCAAGUAAUGUGAUAAUUUUUCUUCUUUUCUAUUUAAUACUAUUUCUAUCAGUGUGCUAAAACAUGAGUGCACACGUAACACACCGAGGAAAAGGAGAAAAAAAUUCACAGUGUGAAUAAUGCUUGGAAUCGCAGGUGAACAGCCACAUUUAUACCGACAGAUUCAACGUGUUUUUGCGGCAUAUGCGACGAAGGGUUCACAAAGUGGCUCACACCAAAUUAUUUUGAUAAGAUAAAAGAAAAGCCCACAAAAGUCGAGCUUUUUUUUCGGCAGAGGGUAUUUAGAGAGAGAGCGGGAGGCACGAGAAAAAAUCUCCCCACAAUAAAAGCAAUAAAUAGCAACUUGUUAAAUAAUACCUACAUAGCGAGCUAAAACAAGUGGAACGUGCAAGUGAGAUAGGAAAUCCAGAACCUUUACACGCCACCACAAGUCUCCUAAAUAUGAUAAGGAAAAGGCAGCAUUUUUGUGGCUCCACAAUCUUCAAUAUCGCACAUGAAUUCAGUGAUUGAGUGAAUUUUAGUGGUACCGGAUGGUUCUUAAACCCCUCGAAAACCAAGAAAAAAUCAACGAAAGAGUGAAAAAAUAUUUUUUUAGUGCAAAAUUCAACCCGCUCCAAGUUCAAUCAUUGCGUGCGCGCGUACAUCAUUUAAUUGAUUGUUAUUAAUUAAAUAUCUUCACAUUCUAUAAAAGAAUCAUUUGAACCAAUUCUCUCCGGGGUAAUUGUGUGAAAUAGCUGCGCAAAGAGACUUGCAGGAAGGAGCAAAAAAAUGGAUUACAAAUUAACAUUUGGACUGAUUGUAUUUGUAGCAAUUUUAUCAAUAAGAUUUAGCACAGUAAAGGCAGACAUUGCAGAUGAAGAGGAGGAGUAUGACUACGAUGAUGAGGAUGAUUAUUUGGAAACGAGUGAAAAUCAAACUGAAAAGGCGCCAGAUAAGUGGAGGUUGAAUGUCACAGAAAUAGCUGAAAAAGUGAAGGAGGUAUUCAGCGAAAAGUCCAUUGAGGCACUCGGAGGAGAGGUAGCACUCCUCGAUGGGGAGGACAAUGAUGUGGGUGGGGGUGCUGCGCAGGAAUGCCCCGAUGAGUGCUCAUGCCAAGAAAAUUCAUUUGUUGACUGCAGUCGGAGGAAUUUAACAAAAAUCCCCGAAAAUCUACCCCAAAAUACCUCAUUUAUCGAUCUCAGUCACAAUCUCAUCACCACCGUGUACAUUGAUGACUUCAGCAAUGCAACACAUCUCCGGGAAAUCCGCCUUCGCGGGAAUCAAAUUGUAUCAAUUGAUAAAAUGGCAUUUGCCCAACUAGCCCGGCUCGAUAGUUUGGACCUGUCCGACAAUCAUCUCGAGCACAUCGACCCGGAUAUUUUGGCCCAUUCAGUGGAUGUGAGAAAAGUGAAUUUAAGUGGAAAUCCACUGGAGAUUCCAACGCAUGGAUCACUGCUGAAUGCACCGAGUUUGGAAGAGCUUGACUUGAGUGCCUGCAACAUCAGCAUCCUCCACUUGGACACCUUUACAAAUCUAAGUGGUUUAGUUGCACUCAAUCUCUACAACAAUCCCAUCGAUGAGGAUAUAGAUGUUGACGUCUUUAAACCAUUGGAGUACCUUCAGCAUUUCCAGAGCAUCACAAUCAAAGAGGAGAACAUUCCAGAGUUGUGUGACAAUCUCGUGUCAAUUGAUGAGAUUCGCUUCCCAACAUUCAUCCUGAGUUGCUUUGAACUCGCAUCGGGAUCAACAUUUGAGGAGAGUAUUGCCACACAUCCACCAUCAACUGUUUCACCUCCACCCACAACCACAACACCCCUCCCAGUGACCACAACCAAACAAACAACAACUGAAAAGCCACAAACAACAAGCACAGAAGCCACAAAGAAGAACAUCAACGUCAUGUCAAGUGGAAUCAACAGCACAACCGUGGAUAAUUCCACGGAAAUAAGCAUCGGGGCAAACACAACCGACGCCAAUGCUGCUGGAACAUCAGCAAAGGGUCUCGAUUCAACGGCUGUUGUUGAAAUGUCUGCUGAAACAAUCAAUAACAUCCUCAUAGGAAUCAUCAUUAUAGCCGUUGUGGGAUUGGCAAUUGGGGUAAUUUGCCGACGAGACUGUUGUGGGAUUAAAACCAAAAUGUGCCGAACGCGAACAAGACGACCAGCACCAACGGAUCAAGUAAGACCAGCCGAAGAGGUGCCACUGAACAAGAUAGGCUAGUCACUGCACGUUAUAGGUAUCAGUGUUGCAAAGAAGCGCUUCUUCCCACGAAGGGAUAUUCAAUCGAAUUUAAGAAAUUUUACUUGUACGAUUCGGUACUAGGAUAGACUAGCUAGAGAGAACCUAGAGAACAUUAGGACUUGUAAAUCCAAAUUGCUAAAAAAAAACAGAUUUCUAAAUAAAAUGCCAAACUUGUAAAUAUGCUCGAUAUGAAGAUUUAGUAGAAACAAAGUCACAAAAGGAAGAAAUCAACGAACAAAAUGUUGAUUGAAAACAUUAAUUCAUUAAAAUAUCUUACAUUGGAUUUAGUAUUAAGGAUUUCUAGUAGAUUUAUUAGGAUAUACUUCCCGUCACCAAUAGAUUUUGAAAAAAAAGGUUUAAUUUAAAGGGUUUUCAAGGAACCUUGUUGUGCGUGAAUGAUUUGGAAACUUUGUAUUAGGAAAAGGAUAAAAGAUAAAAGAAAAGAGAAAAUUGUAAAAACAAUAAAAAUGGUAAGAAUAAAUUAUUCUGCAAACAUUGAA
Messenger RNA from Lutzomyia longipalpis, 3402 nucleotides. RefSeq names its product oligodendrocyte-myelin glycoprotein. Gene Ontology annotation, molecular function: protein binding. Bases 1451 to 2881 code for a protein of 476 amino acids. NCBI's taxonomy places the organism in Eukaryota, Metazoa, Arthropoda, Insecta, Diptera, Psychodidae. The record is from RefSeq and is a predicted model, not a curated record. The transcript is spliced from 6 exons.